Molecule: messenger RNA, 501 nt
Organism: Haliotis rubra (blacklip abalone)
Lineage: Eukaryota; Metazoa; Mollusca; Gastropoda; Lepetellida; Haliotidae
Product: perlucin-like
Exons: 3
Coding region: 40-429 (129 amino acids)
Molecular function (GO): signaling receptor activity
Source: RefSeq, a predicted model, not a curated record
AUCGGUUAGUAAUUGGAGGGUUACUUAAUCUAUAAAAGAAUGAACGGAUUCCUGGUUAUAUAUUAUGGUGAAGGACAUGUUUUACAACAGGCUAUCUGCAAGACCUACAACUCCUACUUGGUCAGAAUAGAAGACAAGGACGAGAACAACUUCAUCAGUAAUUUCAUACUGAAUUUUAAAUCUGACUUUGUGGCGUGGUUCGGAGCAAAUGACAAAAUCCAGGAGGGCAACUGGGUUUGGGGUGAUAGCGGGGUCAAGCUGACCUACUCAAACUGGGGAAAUGGACAGCCUGGCUCUGAGAGCGGCAACGAGGACUGUGGGUUACUUCAGAACUACGGCUCGACGUUCAUGUGGUAUGACGCCAGGUGCAUUGAUAACGCCGGCCACAUAUGUGAAAAGUCCGCAUCUGGUGACAAUCUCGUUGGAUAAGCCUCAUUAUGCUUUCCUUGUUUUGAAUGUAACACAGGAACUGUAUAGCUUACUGAAUAAACAUAAGAGAAA